UUUUUUUUUUUUGCUUUGUCCCUGUCACUUUCUCUUUGGCUCUGUCUUCUUCCAUCUUGUCUACUUAACCAAAAUCAAUCCUCCAUAACGGAAACAAACAAAAGAAUCUGCAAUCACCUGUUUUCGUUUGUUUCUUUCAUCUUUUAACUUGAACUCAACAGGCAACAACAACACACAUGAAGUUCGGACUCGAUUCGUAUGGUUUGGUUUCAUGAGAUUGGUGUUUGAAAAGAGAAGCAAGAAUCUUUUGGAGUAGUUGAUAAUAAUAAUGGAGUGUUCUGUUAUCCAUCACGUGGUGAUUGUGCUACUGUUCCUUUGGGUUCUAUCUUACUUGAAUCGAUCACACGCCUUUUUCUAUUUCCUCGCUCUCAUUUAUCUCUACCUGGUUCAUGAACGGUAUGUGAUCAUAUUGAGGAGGAAAUUGCAGUUUGAAGAGAGGAAGCAAGCCAACCAGAGACGUGUCCUAUCUGAUUCUGAGUCAGUGAGGUGGUUGAAUCAUGCUAUGGAGAAGAUAUGGCCUAUUUGUAUGGAACAGAUUGCAUCUCAGAAGAUUCUGCGUCCGAUCAUACCUUGGUUCUUGGACAAGUAUAGACCUUGGACUGCGAAAGAAGCGGUGAUACAACACCUCUAUUUGGGAAGAAACCCGCCUCUGUUGACAGAUAUAAGGGUUCUUCGGCAAUCUACUGGUGAUGAUCACUUGGUGCUGGAACUUGGAAUGAAUUUUCUAACAGCAGAUGAUAUGAGCGCAAUACUAGCUGUGAAACUAAGAAAAAGACUUGGGUUUGGAAUGUGGACUAAGUUGCAUUUGACAGGAAUGCAUGUCGAAGGAAAGGUGUUGAUUGGAGUGAAGUUCCUUCGUCGAUGGCCUUUUCUGGGGCGUUUACGUGUGUGCUUUGCAGAGCCACCUUAUUUCCAAAUGACUGUUAAACCAAUUUCUACUCAUGGACUUGAUGUUGCUGUGCUUCCAGGGAUUGCAGGAUGGCUAGACAAACUUUUGUCUGUUGCAUUUGAGCAGACUCUUGUUGAGCCAAAUAUGCUGGUAGUUGAUAUGGAGAAAUUUGUUAGCCCACAGUCAGGAGAGAAUUGGUUCUUUGUUGAUGAGAAAGAACCAAUAGCACAUGUUCUUGUUGAAGUCGUUGAAGCAUCUGAUGUUAAACCAUCAGAUCUAAAUGGUUUAGCUGAUCCUUAUGUGAAAGGGCAGCUUGGCGCAUACAGAUUCAAAACCAAGAUUCUAUGGAAAACUUUGGCCCCCAAAUGGCAAGAAGAGUUCAAGAUACCAAUCUGCACAUGGGACUCCCCAAAUGUUCUUAACAUUGAAGUUCAAGACAAGGACCGGUUUAGCGAUGAUAGUCUUGGCGUUUGUUCAGUUAACAUUGCAGAGUUUCGAGGCGGCCAAAGAAAUGAUAUGUGGUUGCCUCUUCAGAACAUUAAAAUGGGGAGGCUGCAUCUUGCGAUAACCGUACUUGAGGAUGAGGCAAAGUUGAACGAUGAUCCGUUUGAAGGAGUGACAAUAAGUAAGGAAGACAUGUGGGCUUCUUUUGCUUCCGACAUUACAAAUAAAGGUUCCUUCUCAUCAGUGGUAUCUGAUAAGUCUCCAAGGGUUCCUGAUAAUAUGGAACCAAUUAACAUUGAAGGACAAGAAGAGACUGGAAUCUGGGUACACCAACCAGGAACUGAAGUCUCACAGAUUUGGGAACCAAGAAAAGGCAAGAGUCGAUGCCUCGAUAAUCAAAUACAGGGUGCUGGCAGUGUCCGUUCCACUGCAUCUACAUCGCCCAACAAUGAAAGUAGUAGCACUGAUGAAAAUCAGGAAGGAAAGAGCACGAUGAAGUCUCUUGGUCGGGGAUUGAAGAAAAUCGGUUCAGUGUUUCAUAGGAAUGGCAAAAAAGAAGAAUGUCAUCAUACAGGGAACAUCGAGGAGGAUAUCAGGUCUCCUCGAAUAAAUUUGAAGGCGUUGGAUCAAAAGGAUGUUGGGGUUAAGUUCAUUGUUGAAGACAGUCUAUCGGGACCUCUUACAGGAAGAAGUCCAAAAGGUGAGAGCUUUGGUUCUGAAGAUAGUCAGCACAAGGGACACAUGAAGGAUGUUGCAAAGAGCAUUCUAAAACAUGCUGAAAAGUCUGCAAGACACAUUAAGUAUGCCUUUUCGCUUAAAGGAUCAAGGAAAUCAAGAGAUGAGUGUUCAACUGUUUCAGAGCAAGAUAUAAUUCCUGAAUCCAAGUCUGUGUAUGACUCUGAAGGUCAAUGUGAAUAUUCUGAUGAUGAAGCUACAUUUAGCAGUGUGCAAGACCUGGGGACACCAAGAGCAGCAAAAUCUGAAGGAAAAAUUGUCAAAGCAGGUGAAAAUGAUCAUAUAAAUACAUCAGGAAACUCCAAAGAAGAUUCCCAAGGCGAUGCGAACAUUAAGAACAAAGAAACAAAGGUAAAUUUAGCAAACUUGGAAACUACAUAUAGUGGUGGAAACUACAUAUAGUGGUGCCAGGAGCUCUUUUGCCACCCCCAAGAACACCGAAGGAUCGAAAGGGAAUCAUAUGUAAAUAAUCAAAAGCUUGAGGAUGUUAGUUGUAGAUACGCCAAAGGAUUCUUGUACAGCUUUUGAGUUUUGAGUCUCUGUCUUGCUUCUUCCAUUUUCUUCCACUCGAAGAAGAAACAGCUUUUGUGCAUAGCAUUUUCCAUCUUUCCAACAAUACAGCGGAAUGCAUACAACCUUAUUCAGGA
This is a messenger RNA of Capsella rubella, 2715 nucleotides long. RefSeq names its product C2 domain-containing protein At1g53590. Gene Ontology annotation, molecular function: lipid binding. NCBI's taxonomy places the organism in Eukaryota, Viridiplantae, Streptophyta, Magnoliopsida, Brassicales, Brassicaceae. The record is from RefSeq and is a predicted model, not a curated record.